Messenger RNA from Esox lucius (northern pike), 6373 nucleotides. Its product is annotated as ELKS/Rab6-interacting/CAST family member 1. The transcript is spliced from 24 exons. NCBI's taxonomy places the organism in Eukaryota, Metazoa, Chordata, Actinopteri, Esociformes, Esocidae. Gene Ontology annotation, molecular function: structural constituent of presynaptic active zone. Gene Ontology annotation, biological process: maintenance of presynaptic active zone structure; neuromuscular synaptic transmission; regulation of synaptic plasticity. Gene Ontology annotation, cellular component: cytoskeleton of presynaptic active zone. The record is from RefSeq and is a predicted model, not a curated record. The coding region runs from base 952 to 4431 and encodes 1159 amino acids.
UUGAAACGCCUUUUCCCUGCUCCUCCCAAAGCAUUGGAGUCAAAAAGCCCCCGGUUGUUGAUAACUUCCAGAAUAUCCCGUGUAAACGUUAAAGCUUCUCCAGUUUUUAACCGACCUGUUCAAUCGAUUAUAGAGCAUAUCUUAAAAUAAUCCGAAAUGAACUUUAAUGUGAAUGUGAGGUGAGGAUUUACGAUAGGAUUUCCCUAUUGACAAAGCUUGAAGCAACAAGUUGCUUCAUCAUGGCUAGUAACCGUGUUUGUUUUUUAUUCUAUUUAUCCGUGAUUUAACCAGAUCAUUUCCUCAUCACAGGACAAAUGGAAUAAUCGGAUGUUAAAUUCAUAAGCCAAGGACCUAGUUUACCGUCGAAGGAAAUACAGGACCUAAUUGGUCAUGAGCAACCUGUUCCUUUCCUUUAGCUAAGACAGACUAGCAGUAACCAACCACAGUGUUCUCUGUCUUCAUCAGCAAGUCUAUAUUUAUUGCAUAUUCAUAUCAUCCGAGCAUCACUGUGUGGGGAAUCAUCCAAACAUCACAGUGUGGACUAUCAUCCAAACACCACAGUGUGGACUAUCAUCCAAACAACACAGUGUGGACUAUCAUCCAAACAUCACUGUGAAUAGUAUCAUCCAAACAUCACAGUGAAUAGUAUCAUCCAAACACCACAGUGAAGAGUAUCAUCCAAACAUCACAGUGUGGGAUAUCAUCCAAAAUCACAGUGAAGACUAUCAUCCGUGUCAUCCGAGUAUCACCUGGAGUCUGGAGGAUCUUCCAAGUAACAGUCAUCCCAGUAUUAUCAUAGUGUUAAGGAUCAUCCACUUAGCACAUUGUGGAGUGUCAUUCGAGUGCCAUCAGAGUGCCAUUGAGUCUCAGUGCCUCCACUUUAACCCUUAACCCCCAGCCAGGGACCCCUUUUGCCCCUGACCUUUGCCACCUAACCCCCGACCCUUCAGGAUGUAUGGUGGCGCACGCUCCGUGUCCAAGAUGGAGGGCAACAACGGCGGCAGCCAGAGCCCCGGCCGUUCCCCCCGCCUGCCACGCUCCCCCCGCCUCGGCCACCGUCGGACCAACAGCACCGGGGGGUGCGGUCCCCUGGGGGGCCCCGGAGCGAAAACCCUCUCCAUGGAGAACAUCCAGUCUAUGAACGCGGCCUAUGCCACUUCAGGUCCCAUGUACCUCAGCGACAACGAGGUCAUCUCCCAGCAGACCCAGGUUUACCCCAACCCCAACCACGACUCCAGCCUGCCCAAGAGCACCAUGACCCUGGGUCGGAGCGGAGGGAGGCUCCCUUAUGGCGUCCGGGCCACCGCCACAGGGUCCAGCCCCAACGUCUGCCAGGGCAGCUCCCCUGCACCCAGCGACAGCAUUGCGUUUGGGGGCGACAGCAUGAGCUCGUCCCAGACCGGCCUCCAGCAAGCGGCCACGGUGCCCCACUCCCUACGCCAAGCCAGGGACAACACCAUCAUGGACCUCCAAGCCCAGCUAAAAGAGGUGCUGAGGGAGAAUGAGCUCCUUCGGAGGGAGGCGGACGUGAAGGAGAGCAAGCUGAGUUCGUCCAUGAACUCCAUCAAGACCUUCUGGAGCCCGGAGCUGAAGAAGGAGAGGGCCUUGAGGAAGGACGAGGUGUCCAAGAUCUUGGUCUGGAAGGAGCAGUACAGAGUUCUGCAGGAGGAGACCCAGCAUCUCCAGAUGACCGUUCAGGCUCUGCAGGACGAGCUGAGGAUCCAGAGAGAUCUGAACCAGUUGUUCCAGCAGGACUGUGGCGGAGGCCGUCCUGGAGAACCGCUGUCUUAUGAACCCACGGAGGAGAACUUCCACCGGCUCCACGCCGAGCACGAACGACAGGCCAAAGAGUUGUUCCUCUUGAGGAAGACCCUGGAGGAGAUGGAACUGAGAAUCGACACCCAGAAACAGACGCUGGGGGCCAGGGAUGAGUCCAUCAAGAAACUACUGGAAAUGCUGCAGAGCAAAGGGUUGUCAGCGAAGGCCACGGAGGAGGACCAUGAGAGGACCAGGAGGUUGGCGGAGGCGGAGAUGCACAUCCACCACCUGGACGGCCUGCUGGAGCAGAAGGACAAGGAGACCAGCUCCCUACGAGAGGAGCUCCACCGAAGGAGCUAUGAAGGAGCCCCUGAAUCAGCCAAGACCAAGGCUCUGCAGACCGUCAUUGAGAUGAAGGACUCUAAGAUCCAGUCUCUGGAGCGUGGGCUGAGGGACCUGGAGGAGGAGAUUCAGAUGCUGAAGUCUAAUGGGGCUCUGAGCACUGAAGAGAGGGAGGAGGAGAUGAAACAGAUGGAGGUGUACCGCUCCCACUCCAAGUUCAUGAAGAACAAGGUAGAGCAGCUGAAGGAGGAGCUGUCUCAGAAGGAGGUCCAGGGGGAGGAGCUAAAGCAGCGGGCUGCGGAGCUGCAGCAGGAGCUGUCCGCAGUGGACCAGGUCAAGCAAGACCUCGGCAGGAAGGACACCGAGCUGAUGGGCCUGAGGACCAAGCUGGACACCCUGACCAACCAGUUCUCGGACAGCAAGCAGCAUAUCGAGGUCCUCAAGGAGUCCCUGACUGCCAAGGAGCAGCGCUCUGCCAUCCUUCAGACCGAGGUGGAUGCGUUGCGUCUCCGUUUGGAGGAGAAGGACUCCCAGCUGAACAAGAAGUCCAAACAGAUCCAGGAACUGUCGGAGGAGAAGGGGACGCUGACCGGAGAGAUACACGACCUCAAGGACAUGCUGGACGUCAAGGAGCGCAAGGUGAACGUCCUGCAGAAGAAGAUUGAGAACCUGCAGGAACAGCUGAGGGACAAAGAGACCCAGAUGAGCAGCUUGAAAGAUCGGGUCAAGUCCCUCCAGACAGACACCUCCAACACUGAUACAGCCCUCAGCACCCUGGAGGAGUCCUUGGCUGAGAAGGAGCGUAUCAUUGAGCGUCUGAAGGAGCAGAGAGACAGGGACGACAGAGAGAAGACAGAGGAGAUGGACUCCCACAAGAGAGAGCUGAAGGUGCUGAGAGAGAAGCUCACCCUGCUGCAGGGAGACCUGUCGGAAAGAGAGACCAGCCUGUUAGACCUAAAGGAGCAUGCUUCUUCGUUAGCGUCCUCCGGUCUGAAGAAGGAUUCCAAACUGAAGAGUCUGGAGAUUGCUCUGGAGCAGAAGAAAGAGGAGUGUGUGAAGAUGGAGAACCAGCUCAAGAAGGCCCAGAAUGCCACAUUGGAGGCCCAGGCCAACACAGAGCUGUCCGAACGCAUCGCCACUCUGGAACAGGAAGUAACUCGGCACAGAGAGGAUUCUGGGAGGGCGCAGGCGGAGGUGGAUCGGCUGCUGGAGAUCCUCAGGGAGAUGGAGAAUGAGAAAAAUGACAAGGACAAGAAGAUCAAUGAAUUGGAGAAUUUCGCUUCAAGGCAGAUGAAGGACCAGACCAAGAAGGUGGCCAGUCUGAAGCACAAAGAGCAAGUGGAGAAGAGCAAGAAUGCCCAGCUGAUGGAGGAGGUCAGGAAGAGAGAGGACAACCUGAAUGAGAGCUCCCAACAGGUUAAGGACUCCCUGCGUCAGAAGGACGAGCGUAUAGAGGAGUUGGAGGAGGCGCUGAGAGAGAGUGUCCAGAUUACCGCUGAGAGAGAGAUGGUGUUGGCACAAGAAGAGACCGCCCGUACACACGCAGAGAAACAGCGAUGCUUGCAUGACUCCGACUACGCCGGCUUAAAGUGGUGCAAGAUGGAGGAGCUUCUUGCGGCCAUGGAGAAGGUGAAGCAGGAGCUGGACUCAAUGCAGGCCAGACUGACCUCCACCCAGCAGUCCCUGGCAGAGAAGGAGGCCCACCUGACGACGCUACGGGCCGAACGAAGGAGACACCUGGAGGAGGUGCUGGAGAUGAAACAGGAGGCGCUGUUAGCUGCCAUCAGCGAGAAGGACGCAAACAUCGCCCUGCUCGAGCUGUCCUCAUCCAAGAAGAAGAAGACGCAGGACGAGGUGGCCAUGCUGAAGAGAGAGAAGGACAGACUGGUGCAACAGCUCAAGCAGCAGACUCAGAACCGCAUGAAGUUGAUGGCCGAUAACUAUGAGGAUGAACACCUGAAGGCCUCGUCACAAUCUGACCAGACCAACCACAAACCCUCCCCAGAUCAGAUCAUCCCUCCUCUUCUGGACCUGAAUCAGAACCGUAGUAAGCUAAAGUUGUAUAUCGGUCACCUGAGAGACCUGUGUCACGAGAGAGACCCCCAGAUUCUGCAGGGCCUGACCCCCCCCUCCUCCUAUCACCGCUCUCAACACGCCGCCUGGGAGACAGAGCUACUCAGCAUGACCCCAGAGCAGUUGGAGUCGGAGAUGGAGGCCUGCGAGAGGGAGAGCACGGAGCUCCAGGACUACGCCAACUGUGUCCUGCAGCAGAUCGCUGACCACUGCCCCGACAUCCUGGAGCAGGUGGUCAACGCCCUGGAGGAGUCGUGAUGACCGUGCAAUGGCCGUGUGCCGUCUGGCGGAGAGAGUGAUGGAGAGAGAGAGAGAGAGAGAUGGAGGCUCCAUGUAUUCCCGUCCUUUAUUCCUGCCUGUCUCCCGUUCUCUCUUGGGACGGAUGACUGAUUUAUAGACAGUGAUUGGUACAACAAUCCUUUCUCUGGGUCUGAACUGGUUUGAUUGAGAAGGGCUUUUUGAACCUCUCCUGAGCGAUGGAUCUGGAGUCGUGGUAAACAUGUUUAGCUUCGGAAGGAUUCUUCCAAGACAAAAAAAGACAUUCGUUAAUUAUUUCUUUCCUGGAUUAUUAUUAAAAUGGCAAAUAUCAGGGUCGUCCCUCCAAAAUAACGAUUCUGUGGGUCCAGUUGAGUGAAAGGGUUGAGAAUGGUGUUUUUUUUUUGUCCUGGUUUCAUAAAGAAUUGCUUGUCCAUGUGUCACUGAGGUGUGGUCAACCCUUCGAUGCCGUGAAGAGGUCAAUGGAAUUCGACCAAAACCACAGGAAUGUUGUGGAAACGACCCUGAAUCUCCUCAUUAAUCUCCAGCAGCAUCAACCAACUAUUUUCUCAAUGUAUAAUAUCAAACUAUGUUGAGGUAAGAAUUGGAAAACAAGGCUUGUUAACCCAAAAUGUGUCCUCGUCAUCAUCUCCUAUCCACUGAGUCUCAGCUAAAAACGACUGACUGCCACCACAAUUCUGUAUGCUAGCUAGGCUACCAGCUUAGACGCAGCAUUUAGCACUAUUUCUAAAUGUUACGCGGAAAAAUCUGACACCACAUUGUUGGCCCCCCUGUAAGAGAUAAAACACUGCGUUUUACAUGGGGUUUGUUAGAUCAGGGUUUUUGGCCUUGCGUCUUCCCAUCCCCACGGCCUGCGUUCCAUGGACCUCUUCACCGCGUCUAAACCGCCCAACGUUGAAUCCCUGAUGUGACAGGGAGAUUGUAAGGCCAAUGGGCUCUAAAAAAGUGAAACACCGGUUACCAAGGGAUACCACGGUGUUUCCCUUGUUUUUGGCAACCGGUCACCAUGGGCCUUUAUUUUGCAAUGUUCUGAGUAGUCCAGUCUGAGUGUUCUUAUGCCAUUAGAAUAUUACAGCUUUCGCUUAUGUCCUGUACAUCUGAGAUCUGGGAAUAUGGAUUUAAAUUGCCUUUGACUAUAACAUGAGGAUGUCGUCUUUCUUUUUGCUGCUGCUGUCUUUGCUUUUCCAGUGCUGGACAGUUUUUGUUGUUUGUGAUUAUGACAGUUUUUUAAUUUGAUCCAUCCGUCUUGCAAAAUUUUGGCAUCUGUUGAAAGGCUCAAAUGAUGCGUGAUCCAAAUGUCAACGUAUGUUCUUUGUAGUGCACUGCCUUUGGCCGGGAGUACCACAACGGGCGCAGCCAUAAUGUGGGUGCAAACGGGGAAUAACUAUACCGGGGAGUCUUCUGGCCUGCUGAAAACCACGGGAAGGCUACGGCCCAAAUCCAACCCUAUUCCCUAUUCAGUGCCCUACUCUUGGUCACAACUCGUCCACUCGAGUGACUAGGGUACCACCCGUCUUGUCACACGGGACUUCCUGCAGUGGUCAGAGCUCUUAGCCCACCUCUAGGGUGCGGUGGAUUGUGUUUAGCCGAGCAAGCUCAUGGACCCCCCAGACGAUUCCGAGGCCUAACGAGACCAUGUAGGCGGUGUGUCUGGACACUGCGUGACCUCCUGUGGGAUGUGAUGUCACUGCACCUGCCUUUUCACCUGACAAUCAGUUACCCAGGUACCCUUUUUCUUCUCCCAGUUUGGUUCUGUCAGUCCUACUAGACACAGGGGUCAUGGAGCUGUUUCCUGGGGGGGGGUCUUUAGUUGGAGAAGUGGCUUAUGUGGCUUGUCAAAAACAUCCUUUCUCUCGCUCUCUCUCUCUCAUCCUCCCUCUUUCUCUCUUUCUCCCUCACCCCUCUCUCUUCCUCUUUCUUUUCC